UUAGAGGUUUCCAACGGAUCAUCAUUAAAUAUACUAUUGCUGAAAGUGCCGUAUGAAAGAGAGUUUAAACUUUUGGUUCCAUAAACGAGUGAAUAAAAUGUUGCGACUACUCAUGAUCUGGUAUCUCUUUUGUGCCGUGGUGGUAAUUAAUGUAUCGUUAUGUUCCUGCCAAGCCGUUACAGCUGUUCCACCUAUUUGCGAAAGUGCGCUUUUAGAUGAUAUGCCUCAACGCAUUCGGAAAGUAUGUACUGCUUUGGAAAAUUCAAACCAAUUUGCAGAAGCCCUUAACGCUUAUAUCCGAAAGGAAGCAGCUGCUCUUCUUUAUCAAGGUGAAGAUUUAUUAACGCCAAAUAGCAAUGGAAAACGGACAGAUGUAGACCAUGUAUUCCUUCGUUUUGGAAAGAAGCGUUAAUAGGUACCGACUACUUCCAAUCGUUUAAAAGGAACUGUGGUGAUAAUACAUUUAAUUUUUAUCUUUGUAUAUGCGUCUCUAUUUGUUCAAUAUGAUCUAAACGUUAAGCGGCCCCAAUGUGAUUUUGAAUGUAGAUAAAUGAAACAGUUGUAAAUAUUCCAUUCCCGAAAUAUGAGUAAAAAUAAAACUUAAGGAUUCAUACUA
Uranotaenia lowii is the source of this 616-nucleotide messenger RNA. It is a transcript of the gene Ms, whose product is annotated as dromyosuppressin. The record is from RefSeq and is a predicted model, not a curated record. The transcript is spliced from 3 exons. NCBI's taxonomy places the organism in Eukaryota, Metazoa, Arthropoda, Insecta, Diptera, Culicidae. Bases 53 to 412 code for a protein of 119 amino acids.